Molecule: messenger RNA, 975 nt
Organism: Gymnodraco acuticeps
Lineage: Eukaryota; Metazoa; Chordata; Actinopteri; Perciformes; Bathydraconidae
Product: transmembrane protease serine 11D
Exons: 5
Coding region: 1-918 (305 amino acids)
Biological process (GO): proteolysis; acrosome reaction
Molecular function (GO): serine-type endopeptidase activity
Source: RefSeq, a predicted model, not a curated record
AUGGAGUUCAAACUGCUGCUGCUGCUGCUGUUUGGGACGACGCUGUGUUUAGAUGAUCCAACUUUACCAAAGGACAGCUGUGGGCAGCGGCCCCUGGUCAGCCCCCCUGGUGAGUCUCGUAUAGUGGGGGGCUGGGAGGCUCUUGAAGGGGCUUGGCCCUGGCAGGUCAGCAUCCAGAUCAGGUCCAGGCAUCACUGCGGCGGGACCAUCAUCAGCAGACUCUUGGUGCUCACUGCAGCACACUGCUUCAAGAGGUACCUAAGGGUCCGCAGAAGUUAUUUCAGUGUGGUGGCCGGACUUAAUGUGUUAUCUGCUCCAGGAGAUGGAACCCAGAUCCGCUCCAUCAGGGAAGUGAGAAUACACAAGGACUACAACAACGUCACGGCUGACAAUGAUGUGACUCUCCUGCUGCUCAGCGCUCCCUUCAACUUCACCGACCACGUCCAGCCGGUCUGCACCCCUCUAUACGACGCUCAGGAGUCAUUCCUCAACUUCAGCCACUGCUUCAUCAGCGGAUGGGGGAGCCCCUAUUUCAAAGGCAGGCUGAUGAACAGAUUGCAGGAAGUGGAGGUGGAGCUCAUUGACAGGAGGACAUGUAACAGGAUCAGCUGGUACAGCGGCUUCAUCACUGAAAACAUGAUCUGCGCUGGACUGGAGAGCGGGGCGGCUGAUACCUGCCAGGGGGACAGCGGGGGGCCGCUGCAGUGCUACAGUGAGGACGAGGACAAGUUCUAUGUGGUCGGAGUGACGAGCUUCGGUCACGAGUGUGGACGUCCUCACAAGCCGGGGGUGUACGCCAGGACCAGCAGGUUUGCAGAUUGGAUUCAGGAUCAGACAGAAUCAGCUGCACACAGACUGAACAUGAGACUGAUCCCAGAGCUGCUCAGUGUCGCUCUGAUGCUGCUCCACACUGUCUGACAGCAAUAAACAUCACUGCUUUACAUCAGACUGUUCACAUUUUGAACAUGAGACGUU